Penicillium mononematosum is the source of this 2070-nucleotide messenger RNA. RefSeq lists its product as uncharacterized. Gene Ontology annotation, molecular function: carboxypeptidase activity. The annotation marks the transcript as partial. The transcript is spliced from 2 exons. The record is from RefSeq and is a predicted model, not a curated record. NCBI's taxonomy places the organism in Eukaryota, Fungi, Ascomycota, Eurotiomycetes, Eurotiales, Aspergillaceae.
AUGAAGGUCGACAACUUUUCCCCCAUAUCACCACUUCCGAAGUUUCCAAGUAAGCUAAGAUGGCCUGCAUUUAUUGGUGUUCUCACCCUCCUGUCUUACUACUACUACUUGGGCACGACCCCGCGAAUAUUCGCCUCUCCUACUUUUGAUUUACGCCAAACAUUGCUUUCCGUUCCCUCAUCUGAACAUACACGCAACUGGAGUGCGUAUUAUACGUCAGAGUCACACCUUGCCAGCCAAGGCUGGAGGCAAGCGCAAUGGACUCAAGAAAAGUGGAAGGAAUUUGGUGUCGGAAAUACUACAAUUUCUUCCCACGAUACCCAGCUUCCACUGCCGACAAACGAGCAGCGAGUCGCUCUUUCAAGGAAUGGCCAAAUCCUCUACGAGGCACCUUUGGUAGACUAUAACACGUCUGCUGGCUUUGUACCCGCAUACUUUGGCUUUUCAGCUAACGGUAACGUCUCGGGCUCUUAUGUCUUUUGCAACUUCGGCAGCAACGAAGACUUCGAAGCUCUCGCCCAACGUAACGUUAGCCUCAAAGGAAAUAUUGGCAUUAUCAAGUUGGGCAAUGCAUCGCCAUACGUACGCCAGAAGCACUUGUCGAUAUUCCGUUCCCUCUCUGUCGCUAAUGCAGAAAGAGCGGGGAUGAUUGGUGUGGUUUUAUACACUGAUCCCCAAAAUGAUGGUAGUAUGACUGAAGGCAACGGAUACAAGCCUUUUCCUGCUGGACCAGCGCGACCGCUAGAAGCAAUUGAAAGAGGAGGCUUUGGUAAUAUUGCGGAUUACCUCAGGGGCGAACUACCUAGAAUCCCUAGUAUACCCAUCUCCACUGUCGAUGCAAUUCACCUUUUGAGAGUUUUGAACGACCAUGGGCCUCAAGCAAAAGAGAUGGGAGAUCGGUGGGAAGAGGGAGGCUUGGAAUAUUAUGGUGUUGACUAUAAUGUCGGGCCAUCGCCUCCUGGGCUCUCUCUACACCUGAUCAACACUGCGAAUAUUCGAGACACCCAAGUCCACAAUGUGAUCGGCACAAUUACUGGUAAAACGUCCGACGAGAUGAUCAUCCUUGGCAAUCAUCGUGACGCCUGGGGUCCUGGUGCUGGAGACCCUGGCAGUGGAUCCGCUGCAUUGAACGAGGUCGUUCGCAGCUUUGGUGCAGCCCUUCAGCAGGGCUGGCGCCCAGAGCGUACGAUUGUCUUCGCAAGUUUUGAAGGGGAAGAGUUCGCCCAAAUUGGCUCUCUACUCUGGAUUACUCAAAAUCUCAAUUGGUUGCGAGCCUCAACGGUGGCAUAUCUGAACGUCGUUGUUGCGGCAUCCGGAACCCAUUUCCAUGCCAAAGCCAGUCCACUCCUCUAUUCAGCGAUACUUUCCGCAACAAAUAGUAUAUUGUCGCCGAAUCAAACUUCAGCUGGCCAGUCAGUGCGAGAUGUGUGGGGAGGCGAGAUCACCCCUGCCGGCAGCGGCGAUGCAAAUCGUUUCAUGUCUAUCCCUUGCAUUUCGACACUUGAUUUUGGAUUUUCACCUGCUUUAGGGGAGCCUCCCUUCCCAUAUCAUACUGGCUUCGAUAGCUUUGAAUGGAUGGACCGAUUUGGCGACCCAGGAUGGAAAUACCAUGUCACUAGUGCGAAGAUAUGGUCCCUCAUGGCGGCACACCUCCUAGAGCCUGGACCGCUGAAAAUGAGCGUCACAGAUUACGCGGUGGCGUUCCAUGGGUGGCUAGGCGAGCUCCCAGACCGCGACCUGUGGUCUUCGAAGGUUGAUAUAACCCCUAUGACUGAUGCAGUCAAGCGAUUAUCUAGAGCUGCCAUCCGCUUUGACAGCUAUGCCGGAUCCUUGAAAAAGUCUCGGUGCACCUGGUGGAAGCUCUGGGCCAGAUGCGGACGAAACCCUGCGAUUAGUGAUGUAAACAAAAUUUACAUAGCAUUGAUACGACAAUUUUACUACGAACCGGGGUUGGAUGGACACAAUGACCAUCACCAUGUCCUUUUCUCGCCGUCUGCCUGGCACAACUCGCCGCCUGCUAUGCCUGGACUUAGCAAGAGCUUACAGGCAGGAGAUUGGAAGAACGCUCAG